AUGCGGACCCUUUUUGGGGACAUUCCAAUCGCGCUUUGGCAGGCAUCCAGUCUCCACGACUUCACCACUCGACUCCUGAACACAAACUUCACCAACUACGAGAAAGGCCGCGAUUUCAAGGCAAUCAUGGACGCCUAUGGUGACGGCAUCAUCAACUCCGACGGCGAGUCGUGGAAGCUCAAGAGGCAGCUCGUCCACUCCCUGAUCAACACCAAGGAGUUCGAAGAUCACGUCAUGAAAGUCAUGGCGGUCAAGUUGGAGCACACCUUGUUCCGCGUCCUCGAUGAUUGUGCGUCAUCAUCCGAGGUUGUUGACAUCCAGGAUGUGCUCAAAAGGUUCAUGUUCGACAACAUCUGCCUGUUGGUAUUGGGGUUCGAUCCUGGCUACCUGCGGCCUGCUGGACUACUACUUUCCACUACUACUCCUACAUUGUUGUGUGGCAAAGCAUUUGAUGAUCUGAAGGAGGCUGUCGUGUACCGCCACAUUGUCCCCAAAUUCCUGUGGAGAAUCCAAAAGAGGCUUGAUGUUGGAGUGGAGAAGAAGGCAAGCAGAAGUCGCCAGAUCCUCGAUGACUUCAUAUAUGCAAGGAUAGAGACGAGGAAGCAAGAGUUGGUGAAACUAGGAGGAAUUAACGACGACAACAAUGCCAACGAUGUGUUGACACGACUUUUGGUAACGGGACAAGACAAGUCAGACAAGUUUGUGAGGGACACUGUGUUCAGCUUGAUAGGAGCUGGGAGAGACUUAAUCUCCUCUGCCCUAACUUGGUUUCUUUGGCUGGUCGUGACCCACCCGACUGUCGAGGGAAGAAUUUUACACGAGAUCAAGCUAGUCAUGGACGUGCGGCGGGAUGAUGAUGAUCAAGAUAGAUUGUUUUUUACCAAGGAUGAGUUGAACAAACUGGUGUAUCUUCAUGCCGCGAUUUGGGAGACCUUAAGGUUGUACCCACCCGCGCCAUUCGAGCAUAAAUGCGCUGUGGAAGCAGAUGUGCUACCUAGUGGCCAUGGUGUGCCUAAGGGCACGAAGAUAUUGUUCUCCAUAUACUCGAUGGGUAGGAUGGAAGAGAUAUGGGGUGAAGAUUGUACGGAGUUCAAGCCGGAGAGGUGGAUUUCGGAAAAAGGGAACAUAAUCCAUGUUCCGUCGUACAAACUUAUGGCCUUUUUAGCAGGGCCAAGGACUUGUACUGGGAAGGCUAUUGCUUUCUUGCAGCUCAAGUCCAUGGCCAGUGCCAUUCUCUGGAACUACAAGUUCGAUAUGGUGGAGGGUCAUGUCGUGAAGCCGACACCUGCUAUGAUAUUGCUAAUGAAAGAUGGGUUGAAGAUGAGGGUUUCCAAAAGGAGUUUGGUUUAA
Molecule: messenger RNA, 1350 nt
Organism: Linum trigynum
Lineage: Eukaryota; Viridiplantae; Streptophyta; Magnoliopsida; Malpighiales; Linaceae
Source: the annotation of a GenBank genome assembly